Molecule: messenger RNA, 354 nt
Organism: Encephalitozoon romaleae SJ-2008
Lineage: Eukaryota; Fungi; Microsporidia; Unikaryonidae
Exons: 1
Coding region: 1-354 (117 amino acids)
Source: RefSeq, a predicted model, not a curated record
AUGGAAGAGAAUAUUACAGAGAGCGGCAUUCCAAGCACCGGGUUCGGGGGUCAAGAAAUCCUUAUUGGAGAGGUUCCAAACGAGGAUGCAUUCGUGAUAUGCCCAUCACAGGGCAAUAUAGACAAGAAAGCGGUCCACAGCAAAGAUAGUAGUGCCAUAGAUGACAUUAGCAAGUGUAAGAAGCAUAGGGUUGAUAACUGUAUCUGUCUUUCGAAGAUUCAUUACGAAGUAGAUGGAGAUAUUCUUUGUGCCAGGGAAAUGAAGCCUUUUUUUUAUAUCAACAAGGUCUCGAUAUUACGCUUACGCCGUGCAAGCUGCACAAAGGCAAACACUGAAAGACAGAAAGACACAUAG